AUGUUAUCUCGUGUUUCCGCUCGUUCAUACAGCACUGCUGCACAAUCCGUCAAGGUUCUUUCAAGAGAAGCUCCAGGUAAUUUAUCAACUCUUUCAGUUGUUGUUAAUAACGCUGGUUCAAAAAAUGGUAAAUCAGGUAUUGCCCAUUUAUUAUCUAAAUAUAAUUUUUUAAAUACUGAAGUUAAAUCUGCUUUAAGAUUCACUAGAGAAAGUGAAUUAUUAGGUGCUAGAUAUAAUACUAAUGUUACUAGAGAUGCAAUUAUUUUAAAUACUUCAUUUUUAAGAGAAGACUUACCAUACUUUGUUGAAGCUCUUGGUAAUGUUUUAACCAAAACUUCUUUCAGACCACAUGAACUUAAUGAAACUGUUUUACCAGUUGCUAAAGCUGAAUACCAAGAAGCAAUUAAAUCCAAUAACUUUGUUGCUUUAGAAGCUUUACAUGAAUUAACUUUCAGAAGAGGUUAUGGUAAACCAUUAUAUUAUGAUGGUUUAAGUAAAAUUUCAGUUGAAGAUAUUCAACAAUACGCUACUGAAGUUUACAAUGUUAACAAUAUUAACUUGGUUGCUUCUGGUGUUAAUAAAGAAGAUUUAACUAAAUUUAUUGGUGAAACUUCAUUCUCUGAACUUAAAUCUGGUUCUUCAACUCCAGUUGAAACCGCUACUUUCCAAGGUCAAGAGUCAAGAAUUAGAUCAAACGGUGAAAACGUUGCCAUCAUUGGUGUUCCAGUUGCUAAAGCUGACUUUGCUAAAUAUGAAGUUUUAUCUGCUUCGAUUGGUAAUUCUGUUUUACAAGGGGUUGUUUCUCCAUUAUCUAAAAUUCCUGGUGCUGAUUCUCAAUUAUUCAAAUAUCAAGAUGCUGGUUUAUUCGUUGUCUCUGUUUCUAACUCCGAUGCUCAAGUUGUCGCUGAUGGUAUCAGAUCUGCCAAACAAAUUGUCCAAUCAGUUACUUCUUCUCAAUUAGCUGAUUCAGUUAAAGCUGCCCAAUUAGUUCUUGCUUUACAAGACUCUUUUGAAUUCCCUCAUGAUGUUAAAGUCUCCGAAGCUUCUGCUCAACAACCAGCUAAAGUUGAUAAUUUCAACUACGUUGCCGUUGGUAACACCGAUGUCUUACCAUAUGCUAACGAAUUAUAA
Molecule: messenger RNA, 1131 nt
Organism: Hyphopichia burtonii NRRL Y-1933
Lineage: Eukaryota; Fungi; Ascomycota; Pichiomycetes; Serinales; Debaryomycetaceae
Gene: QCR2
Product: ubiquinol--cytochrome-c reductase subunit 2
Exons: 1
Coding region: 1-1131 (376 amino acids)
Cellular component (GO): mitochondrion
Molecular function (GO): metal ion binding
Source: RefSeq, a predicted model, not a curated record